Molecule: messenger RNA, 1116 nt
Organism: Podarcis lilfordi (Lilford's wall lizard)
Lineage: Eukaryota; Metazoa; Chordata; Lepidosauria; Squamata; Lacertidae
Source: the annotation of a GenBank genome assembly
AUGGCAGACGAUCGUGAAUCAUUCUCAGUUCCCUUUGAGAAAUUAAAUGGACAAAAUUGGGCCGAAUGGAGCCGGAAGCUAAAGGCCUGGCUGGUAGCCAAGGGGUUGUGGGAGGCGACCCAGGGCCCCUCUCCCACCACCUGCAGCAGGAGCAGCAGCAGCGGACAUAGCGGCUGCUCACGCGUCGCAGAGGAAAACCAGAAAGCCCUGGGAGCUAUAGUGCUCAGUUUGGAGGGUUCCCAACUUCCUCUGGUUGAAGGGCUUGAGACUGCUCAGGAGGCCUACCAAGCCCUUGAGAGGGUGCACCACAGAACCACGGCUGGUGCAAAGAUCCACACCACCAGACGCUUAUUUGAGAUGAAGCUGCGUCCCGGUGGGAACAUCAGACAGCAUGUUACUGAGAUGCUUUCUGUUUUCAAUGAGUUGCGCCUGUUACAGGUCAACUUUUCAGAAGAGCUGAAGGUUUAUAUUUUGCUCAGCUCUCUGGACAAAAGUUAUGACAAUUUGUGUCUGUCUAUGGAAUCGAUGAGUCCACAGGAUUUGACGCUAUCGUACGUGACAGGGCGUCUUUCGGACGAACAGGAGAGGCGUGUCCGAGAAGGCAGGUCUGGCGCAGGCAGCUCCACCGGUUGCAGAGGUGGGGGCAAGCCAGAUGAGAGCUGUGUUCAGGCUUUUUCCACUCGUCGAUGUUAUGUCUGUGGAUCCAACAGCCAUCUAAAACGGGCUUGUCCGCAGAAGAGCAGAGAGGCCGGGCAGGAUGUCUCCAAGGUCAACCAGCUGAGUUCUCAUGGGAACCAGUCUCGGAGAGGAGGCCAGCGUGGGAACGCGAAGGAGGGACGUGACUCAGAGAAGGGAGACUGUUAUCAUCUCGCGGCUUCUCUGGCAACUUUGAACAACAAUGCCAGCAGGGACACAACUAUGAAGUGGGUGCUGGACUCAGGAGCGAGUCAUCACCUGAUAACGCCAUCUGCUGGGGAGCUGCAGAAUUGCAGGGCUGUUUUAACUGGAAUGACGUGUAAAUUUGCUGACGGAAAAAACGAAAUGUAUCUAAAGUGGCAAAUGUCUAUAAUUCUGUUUUGCAGGCUGAGCUGGAGUGCUUCAUUGUACCAGGGAUGA